Messenger RNA from Haemonchus placei, 408 nucleotides. The record is from the annotation of a GenBank genome assembly. Lineage: Eukaryota; Metazoa; Nematoda; Chromadorea; Rhabditida; Trichostrongylidae.
AUGCGACCAAACACUUUUUAUAUGCAACUGGUCUCGUUCUGGGUGGAGCUGCUAUUGGAUAUUUCACAGCAGAAAACGAGACUAUAUGCUACUGUAGAGUCUGAUGUAAUGGUGAUUACCUCCCCUCUCCACUUCCAGUUCGUUUACAAGCUCGGCUACAAAUUGGCCUUACGUAGAGCUAGAGUUAACGCAAAAGUUCAACUUGCAAAUGAUAAGCUAGGACUUUGUAUUGAAAUCUUUGUUUUCAAGGUAGUUGAUACCGUCGAUGUGGAAGAUAUCGGAGAAAAGAAAGCAUUCUGUCGAUGUUGGCGGAGUGAAAAGUUCCCGUAUUGUGAUGGUGCACACACUAAACACAACAAGGAAACAGGCGAUAAUGUUGGUCCACUGGUCGUGAAGGGCAAACAUUAA